AUGCUGCCCGCGCGCUUCCUCAAGCUCUCGCUGCUUCGCCGCCUCGCCGCCGCCCGCGCGGCCGAGGCGCCCCCGCCGCUGAAGACCAGGCUAUUUCCAGUGCGAGGUUACCAGUCUCGAGGUUAUUCUACCGGCGGAAGCUCCAAGUAUAACAAGCCAAUGAAACAGUUUGUUGAGGAGGAUGUGUCAACUUCGCGGCCACUGAUAUAUUACAUUGUCCCAUCUGCCAUUCUAGCGUUUGCUGGACUAGCCACGUUCGUUCACUAUAAUGAUGAGAAGCGUAUGAUUCCCUUAGAAGCACAGCAGACCAGUGUUCCCAAAAGGUGCAAUAUCAACAGACCUGCUAUAGGAGGACCAUUUAAGCUCUAUGAUACAGAAAACAACGUUGUGACUGAAUCAAAGCUUCGAGGAGAUUGGACGCUGAUGUAUUUUGGCUAUACAUCAUCCCCAGAUGUGGGGCCAGCAGAAGUUCAGAAGAUCGCUGAUGUUGUUAAGCUGUUAGAGUCAAAGCAUGAUAUCAAGAUUAAACCACUCUUCAUCACAAUUGAUCCUCAACGUGAUUCACCAGCUCAGCUUAAGGCAUAUCUUAGUGAAUUUGACCCAAGAAUAGUAGGAUUAACAGGCUCUGUUGAUGCAAUAAGACAGAUAGCACAGGAAUACCGCAUUUUCUUCAAAAAAGUUGGUGAAGUUGGCCAGGAUUAUAUUGUAGAAAGUUCUCAUAACAUGUACUUGCUAGAUCCAUGCUUGGAGACAGUUAGAUGCUUUGGAGCUGAGUAUAAGGCACCAGACCUUGCUGAGGCGAUAACAACGGAGGUCCAGAAAGCAUCUAAUUCAGCAACAAAUUAGUCUCUAUUGCUUGUGGUAGCUUUCUAGAGGCGAUGGUGAAAGAAUUUUCUUCUGAUGGUUAAUUGGGUCAAUUCGACGGUUUAGUAGUUUCCAAUGUCUGCUCUGAAGCACUUACCCUGCCCCUGUAUAGCCUUGCCAGUGGAAGGGUGACAUGGCGUACCUUUUCAUCUAGCCCUUCCUUCAACUGAUCCGGUCUCCAAUUUCCUGUCCCCGCUCAUUGCUUUGCAAGAUUUGAGCAAAACUGUACAGUGCCUCACGCGAUGAACGUUUCUUCGGAGUUACAAUUCACCUGCAGUUUCGCUGCGCCUGAAUGUUUUUCAAACCGGAUGAGCCAAAACUACAUGUAAUCAACUUCCGUGGCAUAGUUUCAGGAACUCGUUUAUGCAGUUAUGCCUUUUGGCCUUUUGAAUGAACAGGUAAGCAGGAAAGUUUACAACA
Lolium rigidum is the source of this 1284-nucleotide messenger RNA. Its product is annotated as protein SCO1 homolog 2, mitochondrial. NCBI's taxonomy places the organism in Eukaryota, Viridiplantae, Streptophyta, Magnoliopsida, Poales, Poaceae. The record is from RefSeq and is a predicted model, not a curated record. The coding region runs from base 1 to 846 and encodes 281 amino acids. The transcript is spliced from 9 exons. Gene Ontology annotation, biological process: mitochondrial respiratory chain complex IV assembly.